Molecule: messenger RNA, 3098 nt
Organism: Nicotiana tabacum (common tobacco)
Lineage: Eukaryota; Viridiplantae; Streptophyta; Magnoliopsida; Solanales; Solanaceae
Molecular function (GO): calmodulin binding
Source: RefSeq, a predicted model, not a curated record
CUUUCUUUUUCGAUCCAUUUCAUCUUUUCUGUUAUUUGUUUAUUAUACCCGUUUCCUUUACUUUGAGAUUAAGCUUCGAACUUCUACCAUUUUUUAAUCGGCAAAACCGCGUAUUCUUCAGUUUCGCUUUGUUCGUCAUUUAUUAUAGCCACCUUUGAAGAGGCCUUUUUUUGUUUGUAAUUCUUUGGGGGUUUUAUAUUGGAUUUCGCUUCUUUAUCCGCUUUUUGGGAUUGGUGAAUUCAGGCGCUUGUGUUUCUUUUGGGUUCUCGGAAUACUGUUUUCUGUACCUCCGUUCAAUAGCUUUGUUAUAGCUGCUUGUCGGUUUUCACAAGAGGGUUUUGGAAUUUUGAACUUUGAUGGCUGAGGAUAAUAUCGAUGAGCUUGUGAGUCCAGUAACUAGUGUGAAGAAUGACUCUGCGGCUGAGGAUAACAUCGAUGAACGUGUGAGUCCGGUAACUACUGUGAACAAUGACUCUGUGGCUGAGGAUAACACCGAUGACCUAGUGACUCCAGUAACUAGUGUGAAGUAUGACUCUGCUGAAAAUAAGCCAGAUAAAAUACGCACAAGAAAAUCAAGUUCUUUGAGUAAUGGACACAGGGUUCUUCCCUGCUAUCGCAAAUCCUCCUCUACUUCAUCUUAUGAUGGAGGCAAUACAAGAAGACAAUCCACUGGGAAGUUGGAUUCUCCUGACAGCGGGCAAGAUGUUCUUCCUCAUUAUAUGAGAGCUUCUACUGGUUCUUGCCAUGACUUCUGUAAAUAUGGCAGGAAACAUUCCUCUGAAGCAAAGCCAUGGCAUCCUCUAUCAAAAAGAAAGAACAAACUUCUUGCUGAUGAGCAGAGUCCUACACAGACAAUGGUGGGAGAGGCAAAGAAGGGGACUGCGGUCAAGCAAAAGCCUUCCACUACUACAGGAAGUAUAGUGGGAGAGAAAAAGAAGAUGACUGGAGCUGCGCAAAAGCCUUCCACCCCUCCAGGGAGUAUGCUGGGAGAGGCAAAGGAGGGGACAGUGGUCAAACAAAAUUUUUCCACUACUUCAGGGAGUACCCUGGGACAGGCGGCCAAAAGAACUUCAGUCAAGCAAAAGCCUUCCACUCCUCCAGGGUGUAUGCUGGAAGAGGGAAAGAAGGUGAGACUGGAGAGUAUAUUGGGAGAUGGAAAAAAUGUGGCUGUGGUUGAACAAAAGCUUUUUUCUCCUCCAGGGAGCAUGCUGGGAGGGGGAGAUGAAGUGACUGUGGUCAAUCAAGAGCCUUCUCCUCCUCCGGAGAGUGUGAUGGGAGAGGAAAAGAAGGUAACCAUGCUUGAGCAAAUUCCUUCAGCUUCUCCGGAGAGUAUGCUGGAAGAGGGAGAGAAGGUGACUCUGGUUGAGCAAAAGCUUUCUACUCCUCCAGGGGUUAUGUUGGAAGAGGGAAUGAAGGCGACUGCAGUAAAUCAAAAGCCUUCCGCUCCGCCAGGGAGUAUGCUUGGACAGGGAAAGAAGUUGAAUGUGGUGAAUCGAAGGACUUCUUCCAAGGUUCACUCUCUUGAACCCUCUGAAAUAAUAAAGAAAAAAGCACCGCUGCCACCAAAGAGUAUUCACUCUGUGAAACUGGAUUCGUCAAGUAACAAGACACCAAAGACAGAAAAGAAAAUGAAAUACAUUUUGGCAAAGCAUUCUCCUCUUGGGCAGAUAAAGCUUAAAAUGGUAAAAUCUUCAUCUAAGAUCUUAGGUGUAGAUGCAGGAGGCAGAAAAGAAGAUGAUAUCAAUUCUAGAAAACAAAUAAUUGUGUCCAAAGUAUCUGCAGAAAACUCUUUGAAGACCCCAACUGUUUCAUGUUCUCCAAAAUCUUCCUCUGUUAAACCUUUGAUCUUGAGAGCAAGAAACAAUAAAAGCUUAAAACUGCUGGCUCCCCUGAAGGACCAGAACAAGACGCGGAGAGAUGGAACCAACAAACUGAAUCCUGAAAAGGUUCCUGAGAAAACUUUGCAUGUUACCAAGGUGAAGGCAUCACUGAAGUCUUCAUCUCAGUCGCAAUCACGUUCGUUGUCUAAUGAAAAAGAUAAAAAGAAAGCUGUUGAGUCUGCAGACAGUGCAUCAGAUAAAUACAUCUCUAGCAGCAAAAAGCUGCUAAACAUAGCAGAAGCAGAAACUGUCGGGAAAAAUCAGAAAAAGAUAUUAAGAAAAGGCAAGGCAGGCGUUUCUAAUGAUUCCAAUCCUUCAGUGGUGAAACUGAAAUUCAGGAGGGGUAAGGUAGUUGAUCUCCAGCUAGAAACCAGCAGCCCUAGGAGGCUGAUAUUUAGAUGGGGACGACAUAUGGGGGAAAGCCAGGACAGCAAGGGUGAUAUAAGAAGGAGAAUCUUAAAAAAGAAAGGAGUUGAUGCUGACAAAAAUAGUACCAUCUUAAGCUCUGGAAAAAUUAUUUUGAGGCAUCAGGAUGUGCAGGAAAAAAAAGAUGUGCAGGGUUUGUUGAAUAAUGUGAUUGAAGAGACGGCGAGUAAGCUUGUUGAAACCAGGAAGAGCAAAGUUAAAGCUUUGGUGGGAGCUUUUGAGACGGUAAUUUCCCGCCAAGAUAAACCUUCUACAGUCACAGUUUCUUGAUUUCAACAAAAAUAGAAUUUUAUAACACAUAGGAGCAAUUGCAAAUAUAGUGGAUGACACAGUUUUUCUGACCUGGUUUGAGUGAAUUUCUCCGUUUCUUAUUCUGACUCUUCUUCUUAACGGUUUCUUGAUGGGUUGCCGGUUCUGUUCUCAUGAUUGAAUAAAUUCAGCUUCUUCUGGAUGCAUCUACUUUGAAUUGGGAGAUAAAAUCAUGCAACAUUAUAGUUUCUUUUUCGCUUAUGGAGGCUGAGAUAGUGGUGUUAAAUCUGUGGAUGUGUGGGUAUACUAUAUUUCAAUGUUGGGCUGGCUGCUCAUUGAACAUAUAUUGCUGUUGGACUUAUUUUACGUGGGAUUUGUUCAUACUUUCUGUCGAAUAAGUGUAUGAAGAAGACAGAGGCAUGUCAAAUUACUAUGCAAAGAGAGUUUUGGCUGUGGUACUGGUUUGGCAUUGUGCUUGUAUAUUGUUUGCUAUAGCCGUUCGUUUCUUGACUUCAAAUAUACUGUUGUUUUUUCAUCCUGCCA